Molecule: messenger RNA, 1990 nt
Organism: Vigna angularis (adzuki bean)
Lineage: Eukaryota; Viridiplantae; Streptophyta; Magnoliopsida; Fabales; Fabaceae
Exons: 13
Coding region: 113-1783 (556 amino acids)
Biological process (GO): mRNA processing
Cellular component (GO): nucleus
Molecular function (GO): RNA binding
Source: RefSeq, a predicted model, not a curated record
GCGGAAUAGCCAACCAAACCGGUCCUUUGUUUUCCUUUUUCUAUCUAUCUACGUGCAGAUAACAGAAAACCCAAAACCCUAGAAUUUGAGAAUCGCCGGAGGAGAAGGAGCAAUGGACUUUGACGAGUACGAUUACUUGGAGAAGACAGUGGAGGAACAAGAUGACGGCGACUCAAGCAGGAAGAAGAAAGAGACAGAAAGGAGCUACCGGAAGCGCGAGGAGAUCGACGAGGUCUCCGAGGAGAGGAAGAACAAGAGGUCAAGGGGCGACGACGAGAAUGGCUCGAAGAAGGAUAAAGAUCGCGAAGACCGCGACAGGGAGCGCCACAGAAGUAGCAGGGAUAGAGAUAGAGAUAGAGACAGAGACAGAGAUAUCGAGAGAAGUAGCAGGGACAGGGACAGAGACAGAGAUAGGGAGAAGGAGAGAGACAAGGAGAGGGAUCGUAGGGACAGAGACAAAGAUAAGGAGAAGAGGGAGAAGGAGAGGGAAAGGGAGAGAGACAGAGAUAGAGACCGAAGGGACAAAGAACGGGAAGAGAGGGAGAGGUCUCGGAGGAGCAGGAGUCGUUCUGAGCGAGAAAGAGAAAGAGAACGAGAACGGGAUUUCGACACCAGAGAUACCAGGAGAUAUAGGGACAAGAAAGAGGCAGCAGAGCCUGAGGCAGAUCCAGAAAGGGAUCAGAGGACUGUUUUUGCAUACCAGAUGCCCUUAAAGGCGUCAGAGAGGGAUGUAUAUGAAUUCUUCUCAAAAGCUGGCAAGGUAAGGGAUGUCCGUCUAAUCAUGGAUAGGAACUCAAGACGAUCUAAAGGAGUUGGGUACAUUGAAUUUUAUGAUGCAAUGUCAGUGCCAAUGGCAAUUGCUCUCUCUGGCCAACUUCUUCUGGGACAACCUGUAAUGGUCAAACCUUCUGAGGCCGAAAAGAACCUUGUCCAAUCUAAUACCACCAGUGGAGCUGCUGGGGUAGUAGGACCAUAUGGAGCUGUGGACAGGAAACUGUAUGUGGGGAAUCUUCACUUCAACAUGACAGAGGGUCAAUUAAGAGAGAUUUUUGAGCCAUUUGGUCCAGUGGAGCUUGUGCAACUGCCUCUUGACUUGGAGACAGGACAUUGCAAGGGCUUUGGGUUUGUUCAAUUUGCUCAUCUUGAGCAUGCCAAGGCUGCUCAGAGUUUAAAUGGAAAGCUAGAAAUUGCUGGCAGGACUAUAAAGGUUUCAUCUGUAACAGAUCAUGUUGGAAACCAAGAUACAACUGCAAAAUCUGCAGACUUUGAUGAUGAUGAAGGUGGAUUGGCUUUAAAUGCCCAAUCAAGAGCAUUGCUUAUGCAGAAACUGGACCGCUCUGGCAUUGCAGCAAGCAUUGGUCUACCGGUUGGGAAUGGGUCAGCUCCUGCUCAACAGGCUAUGAUGCCUAUUGGUAAUCCAGGUGUAAUAUCAGCACCAGCUGUCCCUACGCAAAUUGUGCCUACCCCGGUGAUUGAACCUGUUGGAAACCCCAGUGAGUGUCUACUGUUGAAGAAUAUGUUUGAUCCCAACACUGAGACUGAGCCAGAUUUUGAUCUAGACAUUAAAGAGGACGUGGAAGAAGAGUGUUCCAAAUAUGGACGGGUGAAACAUAUUUAUGUUGACAAAAGAAGUGCAGGUUUUGUGUAUUUGCAAUUUGAAACAGUCGAAGCAGCUGGUGCUGCUCAACGUGCAAUGCACACAAGGUGGUUUGCAGGAAGAAUGAUUUCUGCUAUCUAUAUGCAACCUCAGAUAUACGAAGCCAACUUUAAAGGGGACGCUUGAAGAAGUGCUUAUACACCUUUUAGUUCUCAGACGACAGUUUGCAUAUUUUUCUCACAGUAGUUCUCAGAAAUUAAGUUUAGUUUAUAAAUUUUGAUUCAUGACUUGUACUAUUAGAUGUAUGGUUACAGAAAUUUUACCGUCCAGGUGGUGUGAUAUUCAUGACCAGUAAUUUAAUUUGAUCUCCAAUGUAUUCAAUUGUAACCGUAA